Molecule: messenger RNA, 1623 nt
Organism: Rhagoletis pomonella (apple maggot)
Lineage: Eukaryota; Metazoa; Arthropoda; Insecta; Diptera; Tephritidae
Gene: Cdk5alpha
Product: cyclin-dependent kinase 5 activator 1
Biological process (GO): positive regulation of cyclin-dependent protein serine/threonine kinase activity; activation of protein kinase activity
Cellular component (GO): protein kinase 5 complex; cytoplasm
Molecular function (GO): cyclin-dependent protein serine/threonine kinase activator activity; protein kinase binding
Source: RefSeq, a predicted model, not a curated record
GUUUUGUAUUUACCCCGUUACGCGAUUGCGCUUUAUAGAAAUCAAUGUCAGUGGAAAUAAAAAACAUUUACAAAUAAUAGAUUGCGCCUCUUAAAAGAAUAUUUUCAUUUUGAUGUGAAAACCUAUAUUUUUGUUUUUGACAAAUUAUUAACAAAUAAAAACAGAUAAAAAAUAGUAAAUCCGAAACUUGGAAGUAUGAGAACUAUUACUAAAGUUAAGUGCAGUUAAUGUUAUUCGCAAGUAAAUGUUAUAUGUGCAAGUAUAUACAUACAUAUAUGUUAGUAGAUUCAUUGAAACAACCUUAUCUUACAAUUGCAUUAUUAAUUGAGAUAAAAACUAACAAAGUGGCAAAAGAGGAAAUAAUUUUAUAAAUCAAUAGUAUCCAAUUACCAUUUUGUAAAAAAUAAGUGGCAGUUUAACAAGUUCGCUAAAUCAUCGAUUUUAUGUGAUUUCAUUUGCUAUACCUCUACAAAUCAGCAGGAUGGGCACAGUAUUAAGUUUUAAUCCAAGAGAACGUCAUCCAUUUUAUUCAUCGCAAUCUAGCAUUCAAUAUAAUCAGCAGUCUGACAUUCGAAAUGAAUACAUACUUGAAGGCCCAUGCUUAAUGGACUCACAUUUAAAUAAUUUUUGUUAUGAGCAGUUGAAUAACGCAAAAAAUCAAGAAUCUAAACAAAGCAUUCGUGCUCCACUUGCCAAAAAUGGGUGUGGAAGAAUAAAUUUGGGCAACCAAAGUCACAUGACUAGUUAUAGUUUCAAUAAAUUGAAAGACACUAAGGAUGCAAUUAAUAAUGACCUAGAUUCACAUAAUGAAAAUGCUGCUCUUUUUACAGGAAAAAAUACUAUAGAAAAAAGUAUGAAAAAGCAUUCAAUUUUUAUUAGUGCAUUAUCUUGGAAAAAACUGGCUGCAUCUCACAAUAAAAAGAAAAUUGAAAAUAAAACCAAAUGCGGGAAUAUACCUCCAGGCUGUUUUAAAACUCAUUCCUUAGAUCCAGCCAGCACAUCGUAUACGGAUAAAAAUAAAAACGUCCGUUUGAAUUUUAACCAUAUUAACGACAGCCAACUUAUAACUUCGAAUCAAGACGACUCUCAUUCAUGUAAUACUCUCUUUUCAAACUCAAGAAAUAAAAGACAAAUAACAUCACAGGACCUUGUUAGAAUAAAUACCACUAAUUUUAAUAAACACAACAAAUUGAUUCAAAAAGAGCCGCUGGCUUUAUCGUUACCGCCGCAAUCAAACACAGUUCAAAACAAGAACAUUCCGAGGAAAACGGUAAUUCAGGCGUCAACUUCAGAGCUAUUGAAGUGCUUAGGACUAUUUCUACACUACCGAUGUAAAAAAUUGAAAACCUUCGAAGCAGGUGAUGCUGUUAUGUGGUUAAGAGCUGUUGACAGGAGCCUUUUACUUCAAGGCUGGCAAGACGUAGCAUUUAUAAAUCCAGCAAAUGUCGUUUUUGUGUACAUGUUAAUACGGGAACUGGUAGAUGGCGAAGAAACCAAAGAAUCGGAACUACAGGCAUCUGUACUUACGUGUUUAUAUUUAUCAUAUUCUUACAUGGGCAAUGAAAUAAGCUACCCACUUAAACCAUUCCUCGUUGAAGACUCAAAGGAAAAGUUUUGGGAGAG